AUGGGAAUGUGGAUUUCUUUCCUGGGGAUUCUGAUGCACUGCUUGUUCCUGGAGGUCCUGACACAACUGCCUGCUCAGCCCCAAAACUGCUCUGACCAAAGCCAGAAGAUCAGCUUUAGUCACUCAUACAAGAUUAAUGUGCCUGAGUCCGUUCAGUUCAAAGUGGAACCAAAUCCAGGGCCUCUCCAAGACAACAACUACAUGUUGUUCUCUAAUGGUGAAGGGGAUGAGGGCGAGGAGCAAAACAUUAUAUUCAGGCAUAACAUUCGGCUGCAAACUCCCAAAGGAGACUGUGAAGUCCUUGGACAGCUCAAAGCUUUGCUGGAAAGACUAGAAAAGUUAGAGCUAGAAGUGGUACAUCUGAAAGGGAUCUGUAACCCUGAAAGAUGUUGUGGAAGAGGGCAAGGAGUGUCAUCCUGCAGCGGCCAUGGCACUUUCAUCCAAGAGAUCUGUGGCUGCCACUGCGAGGAAGGCUGGGAAGGCCAGGACUGUUCCCAACCCACGUGCCCAGGAAACUGCAGCAGUAACGGGCGCUGCGUGGAUGGCCAGUGUGUUUGCAAUGCCCGUUACACUGGUGAUGACUGCAGUCAGCUCCUGUGUCCUGAACACUGCAGUGGAAAUGGGAUCUGUGUCAAUGGGGUAUGUCAGUGUUACCAGGACUUCACUGCAGAUGACUGCAGUGAGAAGAGAUGCCCUAAAGACUGCAGUGGCAAUGGAUACUGUGACAGUGGCGAGUGCUACUGUGAAGAUGGUUUCACAGAGCUAGACUGCUCUAAAGUGCUUGCUCCAUGGAAUGUCCGUCUCCUUAAAACCACAGAAAAUUCCCUAGCCAUUGGAUGGGAUAAGAUGACAGAUGUGGACUAUUACCUCCUCAGCUACUUUCCUGUUGGGGAAGAGCCCUCGGUGAAGCAAGUACAGGUGACUAAAGAUCAGACAAGUUACAAGAUUCUGGGUCUGCUUCCUGGCACAGAAUAUAUAAUUACACUUCGCAAUGUAAAGAAGGACAUUUUCAGCGAACCGGAACUCCUGCAAGGUAGCACAGAUGUGUCUGCCAUUGGGCCUAUCUGGGUGACAGAGGAGACUGAGAACUCAUUGGAAGUGGAGUGGGAAAAUCCGGCAGCAGAAGUGGAUUACUACAAACUGAGGUUCAGCUCUCUGCCUGGGGAGGAGAAGGAAGUGGUGGUUCCCAAAAGCAAUGAUGCCAAGAGCAGAUAUAUCAUCACAGGUUUGAAGCCAGGAAUGAAGUAUAAGAUCACUGUCAUAUCUGUGAGAAAUGAGGCUGAAGGGAAGCCGUCCUCUGUACAUGGCUGGACAGAAAUCGAUGGCCCAACUCAUUUAGUAACUGACCGAGUAACAGAAAACACAGCUACCAUUUCUUGGAAUGGGGCCCAGGCUCCCAUUGAUGGCUAUGUGGUGAGCUACACCUCAGCUGGUGGUGACACCAAACAGAUAUCCGUUGACAAGGACAAGAGAACCACUACUCUUAUGGAUCUGAAGCCUGGCAUGGACUACACUAUCCACAUCUGGGCUGUGAAGGGAACUCAGCAGAGCAGAAGGGCAAGCACAGGAGCUGAAACAGAAAUCGAUGGCCCAACUCAUUUAGUAACUGACCGAGUAACAGAAAACACAGCUACCAUUUCUUGGAAUGGGGCCCAGGCUCCCAUUGAUGGCUAUGUGGUGAGCUACACCUCAGCUGGUGGUGACACCAAACAGAUAUCCGUUGACAAGGACAAGAGAACCACUACUCUUAUGGAUCUGAAGCCUGGCAUGGACUACACUAUCCACAUCUGGGCUGUGAAGGGAACUCAGCAGAGCAGAAGGGCAAGCACAGGAGCUGAAACAGAAAUAGAUGGCCCCACCAACCUGAAAACAGACCAAGUGACAGAAAACACAGCCACUAUCUCUUGGAACAAGGCCUGGGCACCCAUAGAACGGAACAUCCUCAGCUAUAUAUCUGCUGAUGGAGAAACCAGAGAGACAGCCCUUGGGAAGGACAACAUCAAGACCACCUUGACAAACCUGAAGCCAGGCAUGGAAUAUGUUCUCCACAUCUGGGCAGUGAAGGGAAGCCAGCAGAGCAAGAGGGCAAGCACAAAAACAGUGACAGAUAUCGAUCCACCAAAGAAUAUCCGUGUAUCAGAUGUGACACAGUCCAGUGGAGUAGUCAGCUGGAUGCCCCCAGAUGCACAAAUCAGUGGCUAUCUUCUCACCUAUCAAGAUCCAGCUGGCAUCAGUAAGGAAGUGCGACUAGGAGCAAACAAUCAAAAGUUUGUUCUAGAAGGCUUGAGUCGUGGCACUAAGUACGCCAUAUAUAUUACAGCAUUUAAUGGAGACCGCUGGAGUCAAAAAGCAACCACCACGUUUUCUACAAUCAGUAUGCGUUAUCCCUACCCUGCGGACUGCAGCCAAACUCAGCAAAAUGGUCAUUCUAUCAGUGGCCUAUAUACCAUCUACCUGAACGGUGACAGCAACAGACCCUUUGAAGUGUAUUGUGACAUGACCACUGAUGGAGGAGGAUGGAUAAUGUUUCAGCGGAGGUCCACAGGGCAGCUGGAUUUCUCUAAAAGAUGGAAGAAUUAUGUUGAAGGCUUUGGAAGUCCUUCUGGAGAAUUUUGGCUUGGCCUAGAAAAACUGCAUGACCUCACCAGGUCUGCCCACCUUCCCUAUGAACUGAGGGUGGAUUUACGGACGCACAAUGAGUCAGCCUAUGCCACCUAUGACCACUUCCAGGUGGGCUCCAGCAGAGACCGAUACAAGCUCUCUUUGGGGAACUACAGAGGCACUGCUGGGGAUGCCAUGACUUACCAUAACGGUAGGAAAUUUACAACCUUAGACAAGGACAAUGACAUAGCUAUCACCAACUGCGCUGUAACACACCAUGGUGGCUGGUGGUAUAAGAAUUGCCACCUGGCUAAUCUCAAUGGGAAGUAUGGCGAACACCUGCACAGCGAGGGAGUUAACUGGGAGCCAUGGAAAGGCCAUUUGUAUUCCAUCCCUUACACCGAGAUGAAGAUCCGUCCACAUUCACAUAGUUUUGAGUCAGUCUUGAGCAGAAAACGGAGAUCUCUGACUGUGAAAAGGAAGGAGACUAGAGUUUAAAGGUGUUCUGGAACUGCUGUGCUUGCCAACCACACACAGCAAUGCAUGAUCAUGUAAUGGUGUAUCAGGCCUUUGGUGCACAUUUUAAUAUAAAUAUAAUCAC
Molecule: messenger RNA, 3202 nt
Organism: Candoia aspera
Lineage: Eukaryota; Metazoa; Chordata; Lepidosauria; Squamata; Candoiidae
Gene: TNN
Product: tenascin N
Exons: 15
Coding region: 1-3099 (1032 amino acids)
Biological process (GO): regulation of cell adhesion
Cellular component (GO): perisynaptic extracellular matrix
Molecular function (GO): protein binding
Source: RefSeq, a predicted model, not a curated record